Pteropus alecto (black flying fox) is the source of this 1363-nucleotide messenger RNA. It is a transcript of the gene SRGN, whose product is annotated as serglycin. Gene Ontology annotation, cellular component: secretory granule. The transcript has 4 exons. Bases 255 to 698 code for a protein of 147 amino acids. The record is from RefSeq and is a predicted model, not a curated record. Gene Ontology annotation, biological process: secretory granule organization; negative regulation of bone mineralization. NCBI's taxonomy places the organism in Eukaryota, Metazoa, Chordata, Mammalia, Chiroptera, Pteropodidae.
ACUCCUCCCUUCUGUCAAAGGACAGGCCAAGUGAGGAUAAAAUGGCAAGUGGGAGCUGUAGGGACAGGCGCAUUGAAAGGAAGCAUGGUCGAAUCUUGAAUGGAAGUAGGGGAAAAAGCAGGAAAUUGUGACGUGUAUUCUGGGCAGGGUCUGAGGUUUUAGAAGUCUUUCUAAAAGGGACAGAGAACGCCCUGCUACAUUUCCUAAUCGUGAAGUUGGCGUGCAGGCAGAAGAGCUGAAGUGAGCUGGCCACGAUGCAGGUGCUUCUCCAGUGCAGAAGGCUGGUCCUGGCUCUCAUCCUCAUCUUGGUUUUGGAUUCUUCAGUUCAAGGUUCACCUGUGAGGAGAGCCAGGUACCAGUGGGUCCGCUGUAAUCCUGACAGUAAUUCUAUAAACUGCGUUGAUGAAAAGGGACCAGAGUUCGACCUACCUCCGGGGGAAUCCAACAGAAUCCUCUCUCCAAGGACUGACCCUUUUUCGAUGACCAUACCCCAGAACUUGAAUGACGUCUUCCCUCUUUCUGAGGACUAUUCUGGAUCGGGCUCUGGAUCAGACUCUGGAAGUGGCUUCUCAACUGAAACAGAACAGGAAUACCAACCAGCAGAUAAAGAUGAUGCUUUCUAUUACAACUUUAGGCCUCUGCCCUCAGACGACCAAGACUUGGGUCGAGAUGGACCAGAAGAGAAUUUUAUUAUGUAAAAAAGGGGGUUUCCCACCUUGACUCCAGGCAAUGCAUUCAGUAUAUCUUGUGUACCAUGGAUAAAUGAUUAAUUUGGGGACAAAAAGUUUUAUAGAAAUUUUAAAACAUCUGAAAAAAGAAAUUUAAGCUUUAUCACCUUUUUUUCUCAUGAAUUCUAAAACCUUUAUACUAUUAUCCUAGAAAAUACCUGCAUUUUCUUUGUAUCACAUUUAACCAACAUCAUGAUGAAAUAAACUAGACUCCUCAUGUCUAUGAAAUUGCUUUAAAGAAGAAAUUACACUGUUUUUUUUUUUAAAAAUUUAGUUUUCGAAGCAAAUCGACGGGCAGUAUUUUAUAUCUAAGUCUUCAGAACCUGACUGUAAAUUAUAGAUAUGCCCUUUUUCUUAUUAAAAAAAAAAAACAGAUAAAACACAAGAUGGAUUUAUAGAGUGGGUAUUUGACAUGUCUUACAGUGUGAAAUGUACUGCUCUAAUAUUACCAUUGGAUGUGUUCACAAAGUUACUAGAUAUGGUUUGUUUAGAAGUAUGAUUGCUAUUAUAAACUUAAGACCCAAAUUAAAGCACAAUUGUGCUCUCAGUGCCUCAUACUGCUUUACCUUUUUCAUGGAUAUCUGUGUAUUUUCAAAUGUUAUUCUAUUAAAGCAGAAAUAUAAUUAAAGAGUUAA